UUCGCACCAGCGGACGUACCAUAAAAUCGAAGCGAGCCGAAGAAACCGCCAAACACUCAAUAAUGCCGCAUUCCAAGCUGCUCUUGUUGACUGUGGUUGGACUUCUCCACCUCCUGUCUUUCGGAACCACCACUGCGGAUCAGCUGAAAAACAACACGAUUGUGGUGCAAACUCCCCUUCAAAAUUACGAUCAACCCACUCUAAGGGACUACGAGGAGUGUCAGACAAACAGGGAUAAUUGCAUAAAUGUUUGCGAUGGUCUUUCAACCUGCGAGGAUGAGUGCCCCGUUUGCCCGGAGUUGUACGACAAACCCCUGAUGGUUCAGGGCAUCAACGAUACGAAUAUAGUGGCACCGCCACAACUGCCCAUUAAUACUACGAAUAUCAUUCGCCUGACCAACGAGAUCAACAACAUUAUCGAACACCAAAUUCAGAAUCGCAACGAAGUGAAUGUUCAGGUGCAACAGAAUGUGUCUCAAGUGGGAGGACGCUUUGGAUUGGGCUACAGCGACCAGGGAUCCUGUUGCUAUGUGGUCCGAUUGGAUCGGGAAUGCGAGCAGGAGGCUGGAAAAGAUUGCCGGGAGAAGAGCCGCCAACGGGUUUGCGGUGAAAGGUGCCAGGCCCGCGUGAUGUUGGCCAAACGAGUGGUGCAAUGCGAAGCCGAAGAUUCCGACAUUUGCCACGAAACCAUCGAAUACGUUCCAAGGAGGAGGAAAUCCCACUCGAGAAGGAACAAACAGCAGGCGCCUUGUCAGUAUUUCGGCAACAGUUGGCCCUACUUCACAUGCGGUCAAAUUCCUGGUCAGAAUCUGAACGUGGUGGAACCUCCGAGGGUUAAGCGAUCCACUUGCCAACAGUGUCUGAAUAUGCCAUAUGGAUCCAUCCUGCAGAAUGGACUGCCUCCCCAGUGUGCAGGUUGCUUUCAAGGGUUCGGGGCUCCCAUGAUGCCCAUGUACAAUGCUCCCUUUAUUUAUAAUCCCUAUAUGCCAUAUCCACCCUUUGGCAACUUUCCAGGAAACUAUAACAACGGAAAUUCCGGAAAUAACAAUGCAAUUAAUAGUGAAAAGAAUAAUGGCAACAGCAAUGCAGGGGAUAUAGUAUCAGGAUCAGGAGACGGUGAAUGGAUCUUGUGCGACGAUGAUAACAUCGAGAACUGCCUCAACAAAAGUGACUUACAGCAGGGACCUCCCGCUCAUCAGGAACUGCCACAGGAUAACAAUAAAUAUCCUUACGAUGAUGAUUACAACGUUGAAGUUCAGCGAAGGCGAAGACGACAAAAUUCAAGACAAUUUGUGCGAUCUGCUUACAGCAAACGCAACCGAGAAAAUAUCUGAUCUAAGCCAGAUUUAACUAUAAAACCUUGAGAUUUUCUGCGAAAGUUUUUUGUCCUCAUAUCUACUAGUAUUCCUAAGAAGACAGCUAACAAUUAUUUGUGUAUAAUAUUUUUCCAAAUAAAUGAUCUUUUCAAAACAUUAA
Molecule: messenger RNA, 1476 nt
Organism: Drosophila ficusphila
Lineage: Eukaryota; Metazoa; Arthropoda; Insecta; Diptera; Drosophilidae
Exons: 2
Coding region: 63-1334 (423 amino acids)
Source: RefSeq, a predicted model, not a curated record